Messenger RNA from Dentiscutata heterogama, 290 nucleotides. Lineage: Eukaryota; Fungi; Glomeromycota; Glomeromycetes; Diversisporales; Gigasporaceae. The record is from the annotation of a GenBank genome assembly.
UGAACGAAGAUGGUACUGAUGAUUUGAAAAAGUUUAGUAAUCAAUCUCAGAAAUUUAUCAAAAUGGCUUAUAUAUAUGGAGAUAAUAUAAUUGUUCAUCUAAAAAAAGAGUAUUUUGCGAAAUCUAAAAGAAUAACAAAUUGUUGUUUGCUAUUUGACAUGAAAAAUUUUGUUCAAAUUAAUAAUGGACAUUAUAAUUUUACUCUACUGUUAGCUAUCAUUGAUACUAAUCGACUUAGAGAGAAAUAUUUGCCAAUGCAAAGCCUUCAACAUAAUCUUUCUCCAAUAUAA